AUGCCUCUCCACAAUCACUUGUCAACGUUGGUGAUAGUCUUGCUGUUACUUGUCAGCGUCACUGCCAACAGCCACAACUACGAGAAUCAGUACGAUCCAUCGUUGAUUCAGAACAUUUUGGACUAUGGCGCCGUGGCGAAUACAUCAUCAAAAGAUUUGGAUGCAAGUCGUAAGAAUGGCAAGGCGCUCUACGAUGCCGUCCAAGCCGCCCACUCGUCAAAAGACGCCAAGACGGUGCUGAUCCCCUCGGACAGUUCGUUUGCGUUCAUGCCGUACGCUCCCAUGGUGGGACUCUUCAACGUGACCAUUGUCCUCGAUGGAUCUCUCACGUAUUACGAAGGAGACAUGAACGAUUGGACUCCAUCCAAUUUCAGUCAAGAUCCCAAUCGACAAGUCCUCGAUGGUAUUGUCAUUGAUCAGAGUUCGCAUAUUACACUCACAUCUUCCAGCAAUAGCGGCGGAGUCGUUUUUGGCAAUGGCAAUCGAUGGUGGUGGUCCAAUAUCCGACAUGGAACACCACGACCCAACUUGAUGACCAUUGCCAAUAGCUUGUAUGUGCGCAUGGAAUACUGGCAUUUGCACGAUAGUCCAAGAUGGACGGCCAACUUUUACGACGUCGCCCAUGUCCUCAUUCAAAACUGUACCAUUCAAGUCAAUAUCGCUGCGCAACGAGACAUGCUCGCACAACACAAUCUACUUUCGGAGUCGACAGGACUCCCCACGGUGCCACUCAAUACCGAUGGAUUUGAUAUUGCCGGCAAGAACAUUACAAUUCGACACUGUCACGUUGAAAAUUGGGACGAUGCCUAUUGUGCCAAACCACUCCAUCAACAAUCCAAUUUGUCUACGUGCACCACCGAUCUACUCAUUGAAGACUCGUCCAUUACCAAUGGAGUCGGUGCAUCGAUUGGGUCCGUACCACCCCACAAACACGUCAAUUGCAUUGCCAAUACCACCUUUCGACGCAUUACAUUUUCACAUCCCAUCAAGGCCAUAUACGUCAAACCCAAUCCGUGUCCUCAUGGACCUGCCAUUGAUGGCACGGGGAUUAUUCACAAUAUUACGUACGAAGAUAUUUACGCCGACAAACCUCUCACAUGGCCCAUCUAUGUUGGCACACAACAACAAAAACAACCCCACGGCGGUGCCGAUACCGGAUGCGACUUUUUCUAUCCAUUGCCGCGCACCCAUUGUCCUACGUAUGGAUGUGUUCCUGUGACACGCCUGCAAUUGCGCAAUGUCUUUAUGGAACGAGCGCUGUGGGCACCGGGAUUGUUGCGGUGCAAUGAAACCGGACCCUGUACCGGAUGGGAAUUCACCAAUGUCACCAUUCAGUCGGAAUCGACGUUUCCCUCGCGGACGCGCAACUUUCUCUGUCAUGCACUGCAGGAUUACAAAUUCACCAAUGUGUCGGUGGGGUGUCAAGAAGAAGAAGUAGAGCACAAAGCGACAAUAGCAGACGAAACUUUGACGGCACCAAUGACAGUGAAUUGA
This is a messenger RNA of Seminavis robusta, 1494 nucleotides long. NCBI's taxonomy places the organism in Eukaryota, Bacillariophyta, Bacillariophyceae, Naviculales, Naviculaceae. The record is from the annotation of a GenBank genome assembly.